AGCGUAUUUUUUGUGAUCUGUUUUUGUAUGUAAAUUAUCAAAAUUUUUGAAACAAAAUUAAAUAAAACCCAAAAAGUUGAAAAACAAAUGACUGGCGUCAGUGGAAUAGUGGAAAUACAUAUAAGUGAACACUCAAAAGUUAAAGAACAACCAGAGAGUAUUUCUUCUCCUGUUACAAAAGUCGGUGAGCAAUCCAACAUGUCCGAAGAAAAGUUAGUUUUGUGUGGGAAUCGACCGGUAUCGGCAAGCAUUGAAGUGCCAAAGCCAUGUCGAAUGCGAAAAACCUCGGAAGAACCCACGAUGACUGAGUUAAUGGCAGCAAUGGUUUUAAGCAAUCUUUCUACGAGUCCCGUGUUUCAUAACCCACCAAAUAAAGAUAUGAGUCCUCAAAGCUUUGGCAGCAGCGGCGUUGGAAGUUGGUCUUUAGAUCCCAACCAGUCUUCCCCAUCCAGGCAUCUCACAUCGAGCAGGAAUGCACCCCCGUCUGGAUCAAAUUUGUUGGAUCGACGUCCUUCAUACAGCACUGAUGAUACCACCGAUCCUAACUCAAUGAUUCUGAUCGAAGAGCCAUCUGAAGAUAAUUCGGAUGAACCUCAAGAUCUCAGAGUAAACCGUCCGCAACAAUCACAAGGCGUGCAGAUUGUUCAAACCAGUCCUGACCGGUUAGAAGUGGUAAUGGAAGAAGAAGAGCAAAAAUCAAGGAGUGAGGAUCGUGUUCCCAUCCUCCAACAGCACCAGUUAUCUUUCCCUUACUACUUUGCUCCCACGUUGGUCCCCGCAUACCCAGCGAGCCUCCCAGCCGAGCUAAGAGUCCAACUUGCAUCCACUCCUCCUCAUCAAACUAGAUCCCCCGACAUGGGAUGUGGGACUGUCGCCCCUGGUUACAUAGAGAGCACCAAACUUCAUCGACACUUACAUCGGUCAGCGCCAUAUCACAAGAACUCUGAUGAAUUAUCGGUCCCAACACCCAGUGGGGGAAGCAGUCCCUCCACCCUGACAUUGGGUUCAGCACCCACGGGUUUCUACCAUUUCCCCACCAACCCCAUCCCUGUAGCAAGCCUUGCUUUCUCCCCUUCACAUCGAACAAAGCUCCGAUCCCCACUUGCAUCCUCCUCUCCUGCUCCUAAAGUCCAACCCCGCAUCUCACAUAGCAACCCCAUCACUAUACCAUCCGGGUACACCAUGGUGCAGGACGGUAACGUUGCCCCAACAUCAAUCACUCUACCACAAGCUAAAGCGUUUUCUUGGCACAGUAGUGCAACUGGAGCAAUUUAUUCCACAAAACCAUCAUUGGUCCACCAACGACAACAACUUCAUCAAGCUGCCUCACCCAAGAUGGCGUAUCCUAUUUCCCCCAAGUCACUGCCCCAUGGAAGAAAAGUUCGUGGCGAUGGUAAAAAAUGUCGCAAAGUUUACGGUAUGGAGAAUCGCGAGAUGUGGUGCACGGCGUGUAAGUGGAAGAAGGCUUGCCAACGAUUUCCCGACUGAAAAUCCAGAUACACCUCGUCUAAUAGAAAGUUGGUCCCAACCCAGAGGGGUGUCGGUCAAAACAACAAGUUGUCGGGAAAAGAGCGAUCCAAAUGCCAUGGGAACAACUAAGAGCAGCUUUGCUCUUCAGACGUCACAUCUUUGCUUCAUUGUGAUUUUUAAGUCGUUUUUGGGGGGCUGUUAAUGAAAAAACUAUUGGUUCUGCUCACCCUGGAUUUACUGAAUUCUCGUUAAAGUUUUUGGGUUCAAUAAUUUGGGUUUUCAACUAAAAACUUUAAGUGUUUAUAGAUUACUAGUAAAAACUUUUCCUCACUGUGAUAAAUCAAACACUUUCCAAUUAUGUCCAAUUAUGUUCAUUAUUAACCAUUUUUCUUAAUUUGCGAAGCAAUUAAUCUCCCAAAAAUAAUUUGUUAAAAACGAAAACGAUUUCUUAAUUUUUUUGUCGAUAUGUUAAUUAGUUUUUAACUUUUUUUCGUUUCGACACCCCUAUACUUUGUGCUCUGCAUCAUACACCUUAUGACUGUGUAUAGAACUGUGAGUUACUUACUGCCACAUUGCUUUUAUUUGUUAAUUUACAUUGAAAAUAUCACACGCUAAAAAAAUGUUACAAAUUUAGAACACAUAUUUUCAAUUAUAUUAACAAAAAGGAAAUUUUUUUUCUUUUUUUUCUUUUAAAACAUUAAAAGAUUAAUAACCACAAUUUAGGUAUUUUUUAAUAAAUGAUUCAAUUGAUACAUAAGAUAUUAAAAACAACAUUUCGAACUUUUACUUUUUAAAUAAAAUGUUUUUUCACUUUUGCUGAAUUAAAUGAAAAUUUUUAAAUAUUUUUUUUACAUUUUUUUGGCAAAUUUUUCUUUUUAACUGUGUUUAUAUUUUAGUGGUGCCAUUUUGUUCUUGUUUUUACCAUCUUGUACUAUAUUUACUGCUCUUUCUAUUUAAAUGUGCAACACUUUUGCCACUUUACUAAACUUUAAUUCCUAUAACUGAUAACUUAGGGAACAAUAGUUCUGAUUCUCUAAAUCCUAUCGAAAUAUAAAUAAACUUGGGCGACCAACUAUAGGAUUUAAUUUCAAGUAAUCAAUAUAAAUUACUUUUCAUCCUGAAAAAUACUUUUUUUACAAUUUUUUAAUUCGAAAAAUUAAAUUUAAAAUCACAAUUCCAUAUUCUUCACACUCAGUUCCACAGUUGGUAAAAUCAGCUUUCUUCUUUUUGUAACUUUCUUUAUUUUCAUCAAUAUUUAAGUUCUUUUUAUCAGUAUUAAACUAAACAUUAACAAGGUGUGUAAUAAUGUAUGUAUAUUCUCAAUAAAAUUGUAUCUGC
Molecule: messenger RNA, 2808 nt
Organism: Ciona intestinalis (vase tunicate)
Lineage: Eukaryota; Metazoa; Chordata; Ascidiacea; Phlebobranchia; Cionidae
Product: zinc finger protein 704-like
Biological process (GO): regulation of transcription by RNA polymerase II
Cellular component (GO): nucleus
Molecular function (GO): RNA polymerase II cis-regulatory region sequence-specific DNA binding; DNA-binding transcription factor activity
Source: RefSeq, a predicted model, not a curated record